Actinia tenebrosa (Australian red waratah sea anemone) is the source of this 1083-nucleotide messenger RNA. RefSeq names its product melanopsin. Lineage: Eukaryota; Metazoa; Cnidaria; Anthozoa; Actiniaria; Actiniidae. Gene Ontology annotation, molecular function: G protein-coupled receptor activity. Gene Ontology annotation, biological process: G protein-coupled receptor signaling pathway. The record is from RefSeq and is a predicted model, not a curated record. Gene Ontology annotation, cellular component: membrane.
UCAGCUCUGUUCUAUGUUAUUCUGUCCUGGCUUUGGGGAUUCUCAAUUUUUUGUCAGAUCGUCUGAGAUCGUCAUUGAUGUCGGAUGGACGAAGGGAUGGAUACGUAAAUAACCAUGAAUAWUCUCUAUUUUACCACYCACAGCRUGGCUGUCUCCUACAACUUGGCAGGRAAAGARAUGAACAGAGAAGAUAACUUACGGUGUGGRUGGCUGGCYUUYAUUAACUGCUUCACUGGAAUCGUCGCCAUCAUAACACUCAGCGUAAUGAGUUUCAUCUCAUACCUCGGGAUUACUCAGGUUAGCACCGCAGAAUCAAGUCGAAUCCCCAAAAAAACAAUGAUGAUCAUCAUUGGCUCUAUCUGGCUGUUUUCGUUUGCYAUUUCUGUGCCACCGGCCUUUGGAUGGAGUUCGUUUGUGCCKUUUGAGAAUGGCAUCAGUUGUCACCCCGACUGGGUGUCUCAAGACACCKCUGACCAGGCUUAUAUUGCUCUACUUGUGACUGGUGGUUUCUUUCUACCUCUCAUAACCCUCGUGUACUGCUACUCUAAGACUUACAGAUACAUAAAAGGCAACACGUUUCCAGUUUCUGGCUCWAAUGAAGCUGUCCUCACCCGCCAAAUGGAAACCCAGAAAAGAAUGAUCCGCAUGACGGUGGUGGCUGUCAUCCUSUUCUUCAUCAGCUGGUCUCCCUACUGCAUCGUCAGUCUCAUGGCUACAGCCUACGGCAGACCCAUCCUGAAAGGUGGUAUUUCCCUCGUUCCUGAACUCAUGGCAAAAGCAUCGGUCGUGUACAACCCUCUGGUUUACACCUUCAUGAACACCAAAUUCAGAGUGACCUUGAAGAAUGUGCUCAGAUUGAACUACAACGCCGUCAACCCGACUAGCAGCGAUGAGAUUUGUGAUGCUUCGGUGACAGAUGUUGGACCGCAAACGGAAAGCGGCGUCGUCAAAGUGGACAAGUUUUCAAGAUAAUCCUAAAAACUUGCUUACCUCAAAACAUUCAAACUUUAUAUCUUCUGCCGUGGUAGAAAGGCGAACAUCUUUAAACCGCAAACUGAUUCUCAUAAAGAUUUUCAGACUUUU